CCAAGUGUGAAAGAAGCUCGCAAACUGUCGUCUUCUUCUUCGAUCCAAUUUCUCAUCAAAUCUUUCUCUUUUUGAUUAAAAAUUCCUUGGCCUCAGCUCCAACAUUCUCCACGAUCCCCUCUCAAACCCUAGGAACCCUUCAAAUUUCUCUAAUUUCUGUCAAUCAGAUCUCGGAUCCUUCUCGGAUCUGAGCAAUGGCGCCGAGCUCAUCGGAUUCGGAUUCCCCAAAAUCGACAAAAUCCAAUAGCUCCAGCAGCAGCAGCGAGGAGGAAGAAGAUCGCAAGCGCAAGAGCAACGCUCAUCAGUCCUCCGACGAGUCCACCUCCAGCGACGGCGUCCUUGUUGAGAUUCCCAGCAAUCCAGAUCACGAUGCUAGAGAGAUGCAGGGGGAAACAGAUGGUGGCAUUCUUGUAAAUAUUGAUGGUUCUAUGCAUGAGGGGAGGGAGGAUCUGUUUGUUGAUGCACCAGAGGAGCUGGGGAGUGCCCGGAGCAGCACGGGGUUAGAUGAGUCGGUGGCGGUGAUUGAGUAUGGGGAGAGUUCAGCAGAGAGCUUGAGUUCGAGGCCGAGGUCGGUGGAGGAUGAGAUUGCUCGGAUGAGGGAUCGAUUGGAUGAGACACAAGCUCAAUGCAGGAAAUAUAAGGAAGAAAGGGAGGUUUUCGGGAGAGAAGUAUCCAGCCUCCUCCAUCAACUACAAGACAUUUUUGAGCAGCGAUCAUUGUCUGGUGCAAGCAACAAAGAAUCAGUUGAGCAUCUUCAUCAGAUAGGAAGAGGAGGUGAGGAGGAAGCUUUUAUGUCGCCUACGCCGUUGCAUGCUAUGGUAAAUGAUUGCUCCAAGAUGUUAUCUCAUUUGAAAAGUAUACUUGGCGAGCAGUUGAAUUCAGAGGAUACUAUUAAGGGUCUAAAUACAGCUCUUUAUGCUAAAGAACAAGAGGUGGAAGACCUCAAUUUGAAACUUGCAGAGUCUAAUGUGUGCCAAGAUGUUAUCACUUCUUACUUGGGUUCUGUUCAAGAAAUGUGGUCCAACUCAUUGAAAGAAUCAUCAAAUGAAGUUAGCAACAGGUUGUUAACCUCCCUUGAAGCGGUGACGGGGCAAGAAAGGUCUUCCUUUGAAGAUUUUGUUGGUGAUGGAAUUUCACUUGUUGAGAAGAAGACCUUGUCUUUGAUAGAAAAACAUACACAGUUGUUAUCCGAGACUGAUCAUCUUCGGCAGUUUAUGGCAGAGACAAGGCCUGAAUUGUUAACCACAGAAAAAAAUGAAUUCGUUGAUGUUUUUAGUGCCAUUUCUGAGGAGUUACUUGGAAGAAAGAAAAGAGAAGCUUCUCUGUUGGAGAAAAUAAGUGAGCUUGUAGAUGAAAACAGGAGAUUGGCUGAAGAAGUAAAUAGGAUGAGAGAAAGCUUGGAAGCAGCCCAUGCUGAAACUAACAAAUCUAAGACGGACCUUGAACAAGCUGAGAGUAAGUUGGCAGCUGCCAGAGAAAAGCUUAGUAUUGCAGUGACAAAGGGAAAAUCAUUGGUUCAGCAUCGUGAUGCACUGAAGCAAUCAUUAGCUGAGAAGACGAAUGACCUUGAGAAGUGUGUGCUGGAGUUGCAACAGAAGUCUAGCGCUUUAGAAGCCUCAGCAACCAGUAUCGAUGAGCUGAAGCAGCUAUUGGCCGAGAAAACAAAUGAGCUGGAGAAUUGUUUGCUUAUCUUGCAACAGAAGUCUACUGCGUUAGAGACUGCUGAAACUGUUUCUUUCGAACUUAAUCAGUCAUUAUCUGAGAAGACAAGUGAACUUGAGAAGUGCUUGCUAGAGCUGCAACAGAAGUCCGAAGCCUUGGACAAUACAGAAGCUAUUGCUGAGGAGCUGAAACAGUCAUUGGCCGAAAAGAUUCGCGAGCUUGAUAAGUGUUCUCUGGAACUGAGACAGAAGUCUGAUGUCCUGGAGAACACUGAAACCAACUGCGAGAAGCUGAAGCACUUUUUGACUGAUAAGAAUAAUGAACUUGAAAAGUGUUUGUUCGAGUUGCAACAGAAAUCUGAUGCUUUAGAGGCUAGCAAAAUCAGUGGUGAGGAGCUGAGAGAUGCGUUAUCUCAGAAGACCUCGGAGCUUGAGAAUUGCCUCCAGCAAGUACAAACCUCUGAAGCUAUUGUCGGGGAGCUGCAGAUUUCAUUAGCUGAGAAGAUCAGUGAGCUGGAGAAAUGCCAGAUAGAUUUGCAACAGAAGUCUGAUAACCUUCAGACCUCUAUAGUCAGUACUGAGGAGCUGAUAAAUGCCCAAAAUUUGGCUAAUUCUCUUCAGGCCUCACUUUCAGAAAAGGAGAAGGUUCUUCAGGAAAUAGAAGAAAUAAUGCAACAUUCCGAUAUCCAAGACGACUUGCUCAACAUGGAAGUUGUUGAUAGAGUAAAAUGGUUUGUCAACCAUAAACAUAAAUCAGAUGCACUUUUUAUGGUGAGCAGCAAAGUCCAAGAUAUCCUGUCUACCGUUGGUCUUCCUGAAUCCCUUUCAUCUGCUGAAUUAGAUUCACAAAUUGAAUGGGUUGUGAAAUCAUUUUCCCAGGCUAAGGAGGAUAUAGUUAAGCUGCAAGAAGAAAUUUCUGGCACCAGCGUUUCUGUGGCAUCACAUGAAUCAGAGUUGUCAGAAGCACAGAAGGAACUUGACCACCUGGCAGCAUCCCUUUCGGAAGUAAAACGGGAAAAAGAUUCUGUUCAAGGUGCACAUGAUGACCUCAAGUACAAAUAUGAAAAGAUUGCUGAGAAGUUGUCUUCAAUUUUUUCUGAGAAGGACGUUGUGAUGAUGGAAGUGGCAGGGCCAUGUGCAAGUACUUCCAUUGAUGCACUGUCUUUUGACCCAGAGCUGUUGGUUGAGAACUGCUUCAGUACUGUCCGUGAAAGAAUGAAAAAAAUUGUUUCUGAAAGAGAGAGGUUCGAAGAGAUGCAAAUUUCACUGUACAUAAAAAGUCAAGAACAAAUGUUAUACAGUAAUAUAUUAGAAGAAGAGACAGUUGCUAGAUCGGAAGUAAUGACCCUUUCAAAUGAGUUAGGAAGAGCAUCAGAAGAAGUAAAUACUUUGAGAAACGAAAAAGAAGCCUUGCAAAAAGAACUUGACCGGGUGGAAGAGAGGUCUUCCUUAAUCAGGGAAAAACUGUCAUUAGCAGUAAAGAAAGGAAAGGGUCUGGUGCAAGAACGUGAAGGUUUCAAACAUUCACUUGAUGAAAAAAAUUCUGAAAUUGAAAAGCUAAAUCAGGAGCUCCAGCACCAGGAAUCUUCUAUAAUUGAGUAUAAAGAACAGAUCAAAAGUUUGUCUUCUUAUCCAGAACAAAUUCAAAAGCUGGAGUCUGAUAUUGUUUCUUUGAAGGAUCUGAUGGAGCAAAAUGAAAAGCUUCUUCUGGAAAGCAAUAGCAUGUUACAGACUUUGAUGGACUCUAUAGAAGAUAUUGCUCUUCCUACUGAUAGAACCUUUGAAAAGCCUGUUGAUAAGUUGUACUGGAUUGCAGAACACAUCCAUGAGUCAGAAGCUGCCAAGGCUCAUAGAGAACAGGAGCACGAGGUACUAAAAUCUGAAGCUGCUUUGCAGGCUAAUAGGUUAGCUGAUGCACUUGCAACUAUUGACACACUAAAGGACGAGCUAACUACAGCCGAAAAGCAUAUAGACAAUAUUGUGCAGGAGAAGCAGGAUUUGCAACUUGUUAAACUGAAUAUUGAACAAGAAUUAGAGAAACUGAAAGAGGUAAGCUCUAUGCAAGGCAGCAAGUUAGAAGAUGCCUAUGCAACUAUAAGGUCCUUAGAGGAGCAGCUUGGUAAAAUGAAUACUGAACAAGAGCUGAAGGAACUUAAAGAGCAAAGCUUUAUGCAGGCUAGAAAGAUAGAAGAUGCCUAUGCAACUAUAAGGUCGCUGGAAGAUGCGUUAGCACAAGCAUCUAACAGUAUCUCAAAUCUUGAAGCACAAAAAUAUGAAACCGAAUCCAAAAGCCAACAGCAGAUAGGUGCAUUAAAUACCAAGUUGACAGACUGCAUGAAAGAAUUGGCGGCAACCAGAAGCAAUUUAGAAAACCAGUCAGAAGAGCUGGUUAGUCACCUUGGGGGUCUUAAGAUGCUUAUCGAGGAUAAACGCCUAUUCUCCUUAAUGUCUGAAGAGUUCAGGAAAAAGAUUGAGGGUCUGAGACAUAUACAGAUUCUACUACAGGAUUUGCAUGGACAGUUUAGUGCAAAGGGACUGCAUAUUCAUACUGGUUUUGAGCUUCCUGAUUUUGCAAAAAUUUCUGCCCUUUUAAAUUUUGAGGACUUUAUUAACGAUGAAAUAUACAAUAGCAAGAUUAGUACAGAGGAUCUUGAUGAUGAUGCAGCCUUAUCUAACAUUGUUGAGAGGCUCCAAUAUCAAGCAGAAGUCCUUGGCAACAGGUUCCAAGGUUUAUCUAGAUACACUGACGACUAUAUCACAGUUGUAUUGCAAGCUUUGCAGGCGAUAAGCAGUGAAUUUAUUCACAUGCUUGACCUUGGUGAGUCCUUGAAGGUAACUGUAAAUAAAUUGGAAGCUGAGAACCAAGAACAAGCGGCAGAAAUGUCGUCCUUGGAGAAAGAGAUGGUGAAUCUUCUUUCUGCAUGCCAAGAUGCUAGUCAAGGGCUGCGAUCUGAAUUCACAUAUUUAUUAGAGUUGUACCCUGAGGAUGACAUACUAAAGUCCAGCCUGGAUUCAGGAUCUAUUGAAGCUGUUGGCCGUAGACAAGAAGAGGGGAAAGGUGGGGAACAUGCUAGUGCAGCAGAGAGUUUAUUAUUAGCUUCCAGAAAAAUCAGAAUUCAAGCUCAGCAGUUGACGAGGGUCAAUAGAGCCUUGUUGGCUUCAAUGAAUGAUUUGAAGAACAAAUUAAAACAAGCAGAAUUAACUGCUGAAACUGCUAUUCAGGACAGGCAGUUAAGCCAAGAGAGACAUUUAAAGUUGGAGAGGGAUCUUGAAGAUUUGCAAAAAGUUUGUAGUGAGAUGAAAGUUAAAAUACAGGAUAAGCAGGUAAAAGAGGAUAUCUUGAGAGAUAAAGAGGCAGAACUUUCAAGUUUGCAAAAUGCUUUGACUGCAAAAGUCAAAGAGAUUGAUGAGAGUCUUUUCUCAGAAGGUCAAUUGGUGGCCGUUAUUGACAAAGUAAAUAACAUGGUGAUUCCUUUUAGUGAGUCACAUAUUGAAGAAGUUCAUUUCUCAAGCCCUGUGGACAAGCUAAUUUAUGUUCUAGAUAAGUUCCCUGAAUUGUUGCAUAGGGUAGCUUCCUUGACUUAUGAAAAGGAGGAUAUGCAGUUGAUUCUUGAUUCCCAUGUUCGUGAAAUUGAACAUCAGAACAAGGCUGCUGAAACUGUUGGUAUGAAUUAUCAGGAUCUGGAAUCAAAAAAAUUGGAGUUGAUUGAGUUGACAGUUGGUUUAGAGAAGAUAAUACGAAGGUUCGGGGGGAAUAAUUUAUCAGAAGAUCAGAAACCGUCCUCUACUAAUGGAUUCCUACCAGUGUUGGAAAGACUGAUGAUAAGUUCAUAUAAUGAAGUUGAAGUUUCCAAAUCCAGAAUGCAAGAACUGGGAGCUAAAUUACAGGCCAAAGAAAAGGUUGUUGAUGAAUUAUUAACAAAGAACAAAUUACUUGAAGAUUCAGUUCAUGCCCGACUUGCACAACCAGACACAUCUCCAGCAUCAAUAGGGUCAGAGAUAUCUGAAAUUGAAGAUGUGGGGCCUUUAGCAAAGAAUUCAAUAUCUCCACCUGUUGCUCAUGCGAGGACUCUAAGGAAAGGGUCAACUGACCAUCUUGUUCUUAAUAUUGGUUCAGAGUCAGAUCCGUUAAUUUCUGCACAAGAAAGUGAUGAUAAAGGUCAUGUUUUUAAGUCUCUGAAUGCAUCUGGUCUCAUUCCAAAGCAGGGAAAGAUGAUUGCAGAUAAGGUGGAUGGUAUUUGGGUUUCUGGAGGGCGAAGUUUGAUGAACAGACCUACGGCAAGGUUAGGGCUGAUAGCCUAUUGGAUAUUCUUGCACCUCUGGUUGUUAGGAACCAUCUUGUGACAUCUUCACCCAAGCAGUGCACUGAUUAUGUCAUAGUUUGCAAUUGUAUAGUAGCUUGUAUAAUAACACAGCGUUUCAUUUAUUCUUUAGACAGUUCUCUUUGAUCAAUAUUCAAUCUGUCAUUCUUUCCAACAUUCAAGCUUACAGUUGUAUUUACCAACUAUUUGUAUUACUUCCCGCUCAAAUGAAGGACGUACAUACCAUAGUAAUCUAAAAGAUGAACGGCCAU
This is a messenger RNA of Asparagus officinalis (garden asparagus), 6234 nucleotides long. RefSeq names its product golgin subfamily B member 1. The record is from RefSeq and is a predicted model, not a curated record. Lineage: Eukaryota; Viridiplantae; Streptophyta; Magnoliopsida; Asparagales; Asparagaceae. The transcript is spliced from 9 exons. The coding region runs from base 195 to 6005 and encodes 1936 amino acids.